UGCAAACAGCAGAUGCAUGAGCAGUUAAACAGGAAGAUAAAUGAGUGUGAAACAAGGUGGCACGGUGGAUGCACUGAGCAGGAUAAAGCUCUACGGACAGCAGCCUGAUGCCAUGUUACCCAGUUCCAGACCAGUGAUCUGUGCCAUUUUGCCCGGUUGCCAUGACACCAUCUGAAUCCCAAGCCUUCCUCUUCUUCUUCCUCACCCUCCUCAGCUUUCUCUCGUCCCUGUUUUAUUUCAACUUGUUGGACCAGAAGUUUCAUCUGCAGAAAAAUCAUCCAGGUGUUCUACAAAGAAACAUCAGCAUCCUGCUGUGGCACUGGCCAUUUGGCCGCUCCUACAGGCUCCAUGGGGACAAAUGCCUCCAGAUGUACAACAUCAGCCGCUGUUUGCUCUCUGAUAACACCUCUGCCUUCUCCAGUGCUGAUGUGGUCGUCUUCCAUCACCAGGAGCUGAGUAAUGGUCUAUCGCCACUGCCCUUGCACCUGGAUCGUCCAGCCUCCCAGCACUGGGUGUGGAUGUCCAUGGAGCCUCCUGUCAACAACGUAAACCUUACUCAGCUCAAUGGCCUCUUCAACUGGACGAUGAGCUACAGACGUGAUGCAGACAUAUCCAUCCCUUAUGGAGAAACCAUUCAAGGAAGUGAUGAGCUCAGCCUCCAGCUUCCUGCUCUAAAUCGCUCCUGUCUUGUCAGCUGGGUUGUCAGCAGAUAUCAGUCUCACCAGGCUCGGGCUGGUGUUUACCAAAGUCUAAAGAAGUAUAUCCCUAUAGAAGUGUACGGCAGGUGGAGCAGGAAACCUCUGUUGGACAAGAAGCUGUUGCCAACCAUUGCAAAGUGUCUAUUCUACCUGUCUUUUGAGAACUCUGAGGCGAAGGACUACAUCAGUGAGAAGCUCUGGAGGAACGCUUUCCAAGCAGGAGCCAUACCGGUUGUUCUCGGCCCCAGCAGGGCCACAUAUGAGGCCCUGGCUCCCCCUGGUUCCUUUAUCCAUGUGGAUGAUUUCAAGAGCACAGCACAUCUGGCUGCCUACCUGAAGCGCGUGGCUGCAGACAGACAGGCCUACGAGCAGUACUUCCAGUGGCAUCGCACUCACAGAAUCAAAACCUACACUGACUGGAGAGAGAGGCUGUGUCAGAUCUGUGUUGAGUACCCCAGUUUACCAGCCAGUAGAAUCUACCACGACCUGGAGAGCUGGGUUAACAGCUAAGAUUUUAGCUCUUCUUC
Molecule: messenger RNA, 1225 nt
Organism: Seriola dumerili (greater amberjack)
Lineage: Eukaryota; Metazoa; Chordata; Actinopteri; Carangiformes; Carangidae
Gene: fut7
Product: fucosyltransferase 7
Exons: 3
Coding region: 162-1208 (348 amino acids)
Cellular component (GO): membrane
Molecular function (GO): alpha-(1->3)-fucosyltransferase activity
Source: RefSeq, a predicted model, not a curated record